AAUUAGGCCACCAUGCCUGCUAACGUAGAUCUUCGUCAGGCAGAAAGUGACCGACAGAACCAGCUGAUCUAAACUGGCUGCUUGUUUUAACGCUGAGCAGGAGAAUAUUUUCUCUGCAGCUGCACAGAUCAACCCAGGACACUAAUGAAAUCAGCAGCAGGUGGGGGUGGGGCUUCAGCGAGUCAUCAUCAGAACAUCAGAAGGAACCAGAUGAGUCCAACGUUCAGAACCUGCAGCCUGGUGGACAAGCUGAGCUGGUCCAGCGCCUUCAGCAUGCAGACAGCUGGCAGCCUGUAGGAACCAAACCACAGGAACCGAACUGGACUACAGGAACCGAACUGGACCACAGGAACCGAACUGAACUACAGGAACCGGACUGAACUACAGGAACCGGACUGAACUACAGGAACCGGACUGAACUACAGGAACCGGACUGAACUACAGGAACUGGACUGAACUACAGGAACCGGACUGAACUACAGGAACCGGACUGAACUACAGGAACUGGACUGAACUACAGGAACCGGACUGAUCCGAAUUGCAGGAAAAGUUUUCAUCCCCCCUCCAUGAUGCCCCACCUUCUGCUUCUCCUGUGUUUCCCUCCAGCUGUGGCCUGCUGUCCUCCAGUCUCCCUGUUCUGCUACACCUGCGUGUUUCCGGCCGUCUCUCCUCUGGACUGCAUCCGCUUCCCGCUGAAGUGUCCGCCGGGGCAGCUGUGCCUGUCCAGCCGGGCCGUGGGGCAGAAAGGUGACCUGCGGGUGGUGCUGUACGAGAAGAGCUGCGUCCUGCCUGCGCUGUGCGGAGUCACUGGGGAGAAGUUCGCUCUGGGUCUCAACUUCACCUUCAUCAACGAAUGCUGCAACACACACCUGUGCAACGCGGCCGGCCCCCCCACAGGGCCCCCACUCUGGACGGCCCUGCUGCCCCUGCUGGCUCUGGGCUGCGCACGGUGAACAGAGGAACAUGAACGCAUCAUGGAUCCUAACAGGGAGUGAAAACUUCUGAUUCCAGAUACAACAGAGUUUUAAAGUAAAACUAAAACUAAUCUCUGAAUUAAAUUCGUCCGGAUUCUUACAGCAGAAACUUCAGAAAUUAUUCCAACCAGCUGAACCUUUCCUGAUUGGUAUUUUAUUCAGAUUUAUGAGCAAUACAAAGUCAAGCAGGAUGUCUGAACUGCAGGGAAACAGAAAUUCUCCUUGGAGCCGAAAUAUUAAAACUGGUCUGAUGAAAGAACAUUUUGUUCCUGAAAUGUGAUUAAAUGCUUCUGAUAAAUGAUUUAGAGUCUGAGGCUGGAUGAAUGCUGGAAUGUUACCAUGAUGCUUAACUGUCCCAGAAAAAUGGUUUGGAUCCAACAUUCAUGCAACAAUUAUAUCAGUUACUUUUUGUAUUUUCAGUUUUGGAUCAAAUUCAACAUGAAAUAAUCUCAGUAAAACAUAAAUAACAGUAAAUCAAAGAGAAUUUGCACAUUUUAGUUGGACUUUGAUAAAUUCAUGCGGAGUUCAGCACCAGACUGGACUUUUUACUGAAAGUGUAACUAACCAAGCUGGACCUUUAGAACCGACAGGAACAUCCAACUGCAGUAGCAACACUGCAGCCCUAGAGGGCAGCACUGACACGGUGUUAGGUCAAAUAUUACAGAAAUAGUCUGAAAAGUCUCAAAAGCUUUUUAUGUUUUUAUGUUAUGUACAAAAAGACAUCAGCAAA
Messenger RNA from Gambusia affinis (western mosquitofish), 1704 nucleotides. RefSeq names its product lymphocyte antigen 6 complex locus protein G6c-like. The record is from RefSeq and is a predicted model, not a curated record. The coding region runs from base 567 to 953 and encodes 128 amino acids. Lineage: Eukaryota; Metazoa; Chordata; Actinopteri; Cyprinodontiformes; Poeciliidae. The transcript is spliced from 3 exons.